AUUAUUUGUUUUGACAUCACCAAAUUUUGGAUCAUGCUCCACUAUGGAUAAGAGCAAUAAACAGUCAGCAACUUUGACUUUCAUCCUCACCCUCCACGUGUCACCAACUUUUAAUAAAAAAACUCAUCAACGGCCCACAUCUUUUCACUCUGAAAACCAGCCUCAGUACCAUAACAUUUCCCGUCUGUGUGCGCGCCACUACUACAAAACAAACUGCUGUAACUCUCCGUUAUCACAUCGUCGUGAUAUUUAGAGAGAGAAAGAGAGAGCACAAGAGCUACUUUUAGAGAGAGAGAGAGAGAGAGAGCGCAAGAGAUACAUCUAGAGUGAGAAAAUAACUGCUGCAAGUCUCCGUUAUCCUAGAGAGAGAAAGCAACAGAUAUUUCUAGAGAGAGAGUGAGAGCAAGCACUUUUCUAGAGAGAGAGAGAGUAAGAGCUAUUUCUAGAGAGAGAGAAAGCAGUAGAUACCUAUAGAGAGAGAGAGAAAGUAAGAGAUAGUUCUAGAGAGAGAGAACGAUGAGUGAAGAAGGAAGUCCGAGGAGUCCAGAGGCGAAGCUAGGGAAGGAGGUGGAGGAUCUGUGGGACGUACAAGAGGCACAGCUCACACCCACCGAGAAGCUAAAUGCGUGUUUCGAGAGUAUUCCGGUUUCUGAAUUUCCUCAUGCUUCGCCUUCACAAGUAAUUGAGAUAAGAUCAGACGCAAGUCUGGGCGAAGCUGUCCGACUGCUGUCCCAAAAUAAAGUUCUUAGUGCACCUGUUGUGGAUGUUGAUGCACCAGAAGACGCUAGUUGGAUUGACAGAUAUCUUGGGAUGGUUGAGUUUGCAGGCAUUGUUGUUUGGAUUCUGCAUCAGUCUGAAAAGAAUAAUGGGUCCGAUGCAUGUGAUGCGUUUCAAAGUGCGAUAGAGGACUCUAUGGGACCCGCAGUUGUUGCGGCAGCUAGUGGGAUGGCUUCUCCAAGAUAUAGAAGCUCACAGCCUGGUUCUCCAAAGACUGCUGGAAACUUUUUUGAGAUAUUAACUUCCUCUGAUUUCUAUAAAAACACAAAGGUUAAGGACAUCUCAGGAUCAUUUCGAUGGGCCCCAUUUCUUGCAUUGCAGACAUCAAACUCAUUUCUGACCAUGCUUUUACUACUCUCAAAGUACAGAAUGAAGAGUGUACCGGUAGUCGAUCUUGGGGGCCAAAAGAUAGACAACAUCAUUACACAAUCUGCUGUGAUACACAUGUUGGGAGAAUGUUCUGAUCUCCAAUGGUUCCGAAGCUUGGGUUCCAAGAAACUAUGCGAGCUUGGUCUUCCCCUGAUGAACACCAAUCAAGUUAUUAAGGUAGACGAGGAUGAACCGGUGCUGCAAGCGUUUAGGCUAAUGAGGGAGAAGGGGGUCGGUGGAUUACCAGUGGUCAGUGGCGGAAAUAAGCCAGUUGCUAACAUAAGCAUUAGAGACAGUCAGUUCCUCUUAAUUGCCCCUGAAAUCUACAAAGAUUACAGAUCCAUCACAGCCAAGAACUUCGUGACGUCGGUGAAAAGGUAUCUAGAGAAUAACCAGAAGGCAUCACCUUUAGUAAGUGGCAUGAUUACUUGUAGAAAAGACGACACGCUUAAAGACGUGAUCACGAAGCUUGAUUCCGAGGAGAUUCAUAGGAUAUACGUAGUGGACGACGAAGGCAAUCUUGAAGGCGUGAUAACGCUUAGAGAUAUAAUAUCAAGGAUUGUACACGAGCCUCGUGGAUACUUUGGUGACUUCUUUGAUGGUGUGUUGCCAUUACCUGCCAACAGUCGGGUUUGACUCGAGUAUUUACCUCCCGCUUAACUUCUCGGUUUUGCUUUUUUCUAACAUGAGACUGUUUUUGAGUUUGUUUUGUAUAUAUCUGAAUAAGUUGUAUCUGGUUGCAACUAUAAAACGGUAUGCAGAUAGGCAGGUCUAGUUUGUUUUCUACAUGUUUUGUUGUAAAACAAAUCAAAGUUUAUAAACAAGUUGCGAAUCAAAAUAUGCGUUUAAGUUC
This is a messenger RNA of Helianthus annuus (common sunflower), 1999 nucleotides long. Its product is annotated as SNF1-related protein kinase regulatory subunit gamma-1. Bases 517 to 1782 code for a protein of 421 amino acids. Lineage: Eukaryota; Viridiplantae; Streptophyta; Magnoliopsida; Asterales; Asteraceae. The record is from RefSeq and is a predicted model, not a curated record. The transcript has 6 exons.